Molecule: messenger RNA, 1980 nt
Organism: Canariomyces notabilis
Lineage: Eukaryota; Fungi; Ascomycota; Sordariomycetes; Sordariales; Chaetomiaceae
Product: cyclin-like protein
Exons: 4
Coding region: 281-1591 (436 amino acids)
Biological process (GO): regulation of transcription by RNA polymerase II; regulation of cyclin-dependent protein serine/threonine kinase activity
Cellular component (GO): transcription factor TFIIK complex; nucleus
Molecular function (GO): cyclin-dependent protein serine/threonine kinase regulator activity
Source: RefSeq, a predicted model, not a curated record
CGUUAACAUUGCGCUGAAGACCUCAAAUCUUUCAGAGCUUCCAUCCAAGCUGGGCAAAACGUUUGUCAACAAAGAUACCAAAGCGCAUAACGGAUCUAGCCAAUGCGACCUGUUCCUGUCGCCGAUGAUAGCGCCAAUUCCAUGAUUUGAUCCGUUCCUUGUGGGCGUAGCGAGCUCUCCACCGCAGCAAUUGAAUUCCAUCUCCUACCGAUCAGCAUUUAAUCCGCACUUCGAACUGUCGCAGCGGGUCGUACAACCAGCUCAAACCAAGCUGCCCGCCAUGGCAGCCGAGGAUGCGCGGUAUCGGCAGUCCUCACAGUAUCUGCUGUGGUCCUUUUCACCCUCUCAAUUAGCUUCCAUACGGGAGAAUACCAACGCCGCCGCCCGCAGCGCAAUCGCCGCCCGCCUCUCGUCCCUGCCCGCGUCAUCCAGCAAUACCCUCUCCGCGCCGACAUCGAGUGCAAACACUCCCGACCCUGAAGGCAGCUCGACCCCCGCGCUGCCAGAGUUUCUGACGCCUGCGGAGGAGGCCCUGCUGGUAACGUUUUACACGUCGGAGCUGCUGCGAGCGGGCGACCAUGCCAACAUGUCGGACGAAAUCAAGGCCACCGCGGCCGCCAUCUUCCGGAGAUUCUACGUCGUGAACAGCAUAAUGACAUAUCCGCCGCAAGAGAUGUUGAUCGUGGCGCUGUUCUUUGGGUGCAAGGCUGAGGGUCAUUUUCCAAGCAUCUCAGAGUUCGGAAAGACCUUCGGGAAGGAAAACCCCGACGACAUUCUGGCCGGCGAGUUCCUGCUCUGUCAGGGCCUGCGAUUCGCCCUUGAAGUCCGGAACCCCUUCCGGGCGCUCAAGGGCGCCGUCAUGGAACUCGGCUUGCUGCCCGAUAUCGAGGCUUCCCGCCUUGCCGCCGCCGAGCGCCGCGCCCGCGAGAUCCUCCGCUUCAGCCCGCUCAUCACCGAUGCCUACUUCCACUACACGCCCAGCCAGAUCAUGCUCGCCGCGCUAUCCCUCGCCGACCGCGGGCUUGCCGAGCGGUUGAUACAGGAGACAUUCCACUACGUUGCGCCCGCGUCAAACAACAGCGGCGCGGAUACCCCCAUGUCCGAUGCCGCCACCACAACAACAGCGCCUUCCAAGCGGGCACCCGCAACCCGGGUAGGUGGGGAGGAGGACAAGGCCACUAUAAUCGGGUCACACGUCCGGGACAAGGUCCUCGGCGCCAUCGAGGCCUGCAGGGACAUGCUAGCAAAAGAACUGCCUGAGCGAAGGGAACAUUGGACUAAUAAAACCGUAUACAAAGCCCAGCUCCAACCGCUGCGCAAGAAGCUCAACAAGUGCCGCGACCCGGAGCGCUCCAACCUCGUAGGACUGCAGCGCGCGCGUCGGCAGCAGGCGGCUCGGAAAGACGAUUCAGACGACGAGGACGAUCUGGACGGCCAAGCAAGGGGAGGCGGUGGUGGUGGUGGUGGAGGGGGCACGACCCUGGAGGAGGACGGAGCUGUGUUUGGCGACGCCGCCAAUCUCAAGGGUCACAAGGGAGGAGGAGGGCAGGUCAAGAAAGGGUUGGAGGACCCUUUCGGGCCGCCAUUGUGAGCGAGCCGAGCGAGCUGAGCGUUGCAGGACUGGCUCAGUCUCAGUUUGUGCCUAUUUGGAAGCACACGGCUUAUCAGCAUCCCUUGGCUGGGGCCCUGCACAUGUGGGAUCUGCAUUAUUUUUUGGCGUCAUUUUGGAACUGGGGCAUCUUGGGAUUGAUCAUUACGGUAGAAGGGUUGGGUACUGUUUCGGCAAGGCCGAGGCGUUAAGAGAAACAUGGAUUGGGGUCCAGUGCAUAAGGGGUAAUGGUAUAUUUGCUUGCUAAGCAAGGCGAGAAGCCUGGUAGUCGAAGAAAAGUCAGGCUCUGUUGCCUAGAAUCACAAUAUCCCUGGUCCAGGUUUCGUGCUCUCCAAACUAGGUCGGCUAGCUGAGGCUCUACAGCGUUCUAU